UUGUUGAAGAACAAAAAGAGUUUGGAAGAAGACGUGGAGCACUGCACUACAGAUUAUAAUCAAGUUAUGGCAACUUUUGCUGAGAAUAAGAUGGAUGCUGACAAACGUGAGGCUAAACAGGCGGAGACGAUUAAACAGCUUUUAUCGAAGAUUGAACUGAAAGAUCGAGAAAUUGAAAAGCUUCGCAAAUUGAUUCCAUAUGAAGGUUAUUGUCAACCAAAUGGUGCUUUCUUGCAGCAGAACAUGACGUUUGAAUUUUUUUCUAUUUUUAAGGGUUUCUAG
Messenger RNA from Meloidogyne enterolobii, 282 nucleotides. The record is from the annotation of a GenBank genome assembly. NCBI's taxonomy places the organism in Eukaryota, Metazoa, Nematoda, Chromadorea, Rhabditida, Meloidogynidae.